GGGGAGCCCGGGGGAAGCGAGCAGGAACUUUUUGCAGAAAUCGCAGCGACGUUGCAGUGUGGAGAGACGGAGGCGGCAGGAGAGGCGCAAAGCACAGACCUGCUGGAGGAAAGUCUUGAAUGUGCACACUAGGAGGCAACCAGAUUUGUGUGUGAUCUGUAAAUCCCUCCCGUGAAAGAAAUAUACAAGAAUUGGAUCAGGUUUUCCUGGGAGUUUGCUCUCGUUCUGCCAGACAUGGUAGGUCACCUGCAUUUGCAAGGAAUGGAAGACAGCUUGAAGGAGAAGAGCAGGGAAGGGUUGCUGGACAGUCCAGAUUCUGGUCUUCCACCGAGCCCCAGUCCUCCUUUCUACUCAAUCUCACCUGGAAUUGCUGAAGGUAGAGCUGAGUGCAGCAGCACACCAACAAAUUACCCAGGCUAUGGCUACAGGAAGGACAUCAAGGAGGGCAAAGUGAUCCCAUACCUUCUCCUGAACAAUUCCCCUCAAGAGACAAGACCAAGAAUGCACCCUGUUGUAUUUGGAGAAAGCAUUGAAGUCAAUCCAGAGCCUGUACAAGAGAUCAGGUGCAACUCAGAGAUCAAAUAUGAUUCAGAGAAGCAUUACCGUGACCAUGUCUUCUAUGUACCAACUCCGACAGUCACCUCUUACAGCGAAACCAUUAUUUCCACCCCAAACUGCACAUGGAGGAAUUACAAAUCCCAGCUGGUUUUUGAACCACGCAACAAGCCUUUAAGGUUCCAAAGCACAACCAUCAUCUUUCCAAAACACACCAAGAACAUUUACAGAACAACACUCAACUACAACUGUGGAGGAAGCAAGAAAUGGUUUUCAUCCAGUGUGCAACUUGAACUCUGCGAGGAGACCAGCCCUUGUUUCAUAUACACAGAGAGUCUCUAAACCUUCUUUAACUGUCAUGAAUAUUCUUUCCUAUAACAAUGCACUUGGCUUCAUAACAAGAGAACAUUGUGGGAACCCUCUGGUACUAACUGUAUUAAAGCCAUCAUUUCUAACACAGGGCGUAUGGGAGUAAGGCUGCACAAAAGACUCAUGCAACGUUCAAUGUCUCCUUUAAGACUGCUUUCUUAGAUUUCUAUCUUAUGUAAUGUAAGAAAGGAUUUUGCAAGUUUCAUGGUGAUGGUGUCUUGGAUGUAAAUUUCCCAUGUUAAAAACAACAUUUUUCUUGCAAAAAAGGAGUUGACAGUUUCAUGUGAAAGACUGGCAUAGACUUGCCAAGUGCCUAAGCCAAGGGAGAGGCAGAACAGGCUUAGAGUCUGAGAAAUACCAGUGUUUUGCAUUUUUAAAAAGCAUUGGAAUGUACAGAAGAGUGGCAGGCUGGGUGGUCAAGCUCUUAUAGAGACAUAGAGAUCAGUGCAAUUUGUGGCUCAGUGCUCUUGCUACCAAGAAUGAGUCAGGUACAGUCGGAAAUUCAGUAUGUAAAACAAGGAAACACAAGACCUAAAUCAUUUGAAUUGAAUUUUCCGCUCUGCCUCAGCUGCCAGCGUUGGAAUUUUCUUUAAACAAAAAACAUUUUAUUGCUUAUUUAAAACGCUUUAGUUCUAAAUAUCAAUCCUAAACAGUGGGUGGGUGCUUUGGCUGCUCUGCCAAAUGGCCACUUCACAACAAAUAAGUACAACAGUUAUGGCUAUUAAUUAUUAAUAAGAUGAAUUUCAUUUCACUAAUUUCUGAUUACAAUGUCCUCUUAAAACAAGGAAAGUCACUUGAUAAGGACAGGCUACCACAAAUGCCAUUUUCAGUGUAUACAGAAUCACUGUCCUCAGUCACAUGCCUCAUAGAAUUGCAGUUAUGGAUCUGGGCUUAUGUUGGUUCCCAGUGGCACUGUCCCUGCCCUAAUCACCUAUGGCAUGAAGCAUGGGCAAUACUCCACGCCAAAAAAGUGGGGGAUUUUCUCUAAUAUGUGCGAGUAAAAUUGGCAGCCUGAAUGUGUUUCAUUAUUCGCCUUAUUUAGCCUGUUCUUCUUAAGCGAUGAUACCAUGGGGUCAGUGGGCUAGGCAUGCACAUUACUAAACACUUGAGAUAACAAGAUAGUGGGCACAAACUGGGAGGCCUUGAGAAUGAUGCAGGCACCAUAGAGAGGAGCAGAAACCUUUUGUAAGUGCUGUGUUUUAAGAGCAAUGCUCUUUCAAUUUAAAGCUAGGCUAUAUCUAUAAUAAGUGACUUUUAUUUACUGUAUGUCAUCAAAAUGUCCAUCUUAAUGAAACAUAAUUUUCAGCAAUUUGAUUAGAUUAAAAAAAAAAGCAAAUGAAACUGCCAUGAUACAAUAUACAAUAACAUAGGGACAAUAUACAGACAUAAUGUCAAACCUGAGGCCCAAAAGCUCACUGAAGGCUCUUGAGGGAACCCACAUCUGUACAUCAACAAGCUGAAAACAAACAUGGACUGGGCAACUCCAUGCAAAAAAGUCCCCAAGAAACUGGGUUAUAAUCAGAAUAAGAUCAUCUGCUAACAAAUGUAUUACAUUGUAAUCAAGCAGGUUUGUUUUUUUUUUAGUUUGAAUGUCAUACCAAAAUUGGUUCUUGUCGGGUUUCAGAAGUCAUGUCUCUCAAAAGAUGGUAAUUGUUUUGCAUAAAUGCAAUUUUUAGGGAGUGACGGAAAGAAUAUGUCUGCAAUGGGGGUUUGGUUCACUUACUAAUUUAGGGGUUGCUUCCUUAUGGCAUUGCAUUUCUUAAUAGUUAAGAGAGAGAUGGUACAGAUUGCUCUGCAAGCCAUGCAGCAUGGGUUUUGACUAAUAAUGAGUCAACCAGAAUGAGUAUCUAAUAGGUGUUACACGUAACAUGUAUAUAAAGACAUACUAUGGCAGGUGACGUUACUGGUUGAGGCUGGGUGGGGGCAGGUAUGUGGAAAAACUGAGACCAAGUGCUUAAGCGUUUAAUGGCUCAGUAGUUCCUUUAAACAUGUCAUUUGUAUGGGGUUUUUAAGAUGCCUUAGGGAAAAGGUUGAUGUUUAAUGUGGAAACUAGCACUUUUUAGUAUUUUUGUACAAUGUCAGUAAAUAAUGAAAUGCAGAGAUAUAAUAUAGAAGUGUAAAUUUGCCAGAUUGUGCACAGUUGUGUUGCUAUUCAUUUUCAGUGUAUCCCGCAUGUGGCUUUGAUAAUGUAUGUCUGUAUGAAGACCUCUAGAUGAUGGUAAAAUGUAAUUUAAUCCCUGCCAUUUUAACGAAAAUAAUUAUUUUUAGACAAAUGCAAGAUGUGAAACAUUUUUUUUAUUAAAGGGGACAUGUAGCACUCCUGCUCUGGCAGUAAAUCAGUAGCUUCCUUGUUUGUCAUGUGACAGACAUUGUGUGGUCCUGCUUUUCCUAGGUUUUGGCAAAAACCUGAUUGUAAGGUGUCCUUUUUAUUAGCUGAGAAGGAAAGCAAAGGAGUGGAGGUGGCUCAGAGCUUCACAAGAGCUCUCUAGAAAAUAAAGCUCCCCUUUAAAAUAAGACUGCUGCUGCCAGAAAAGUAUAAUAUUUGGUGAGAUUAAUGUUCUAGAUAAUCACUGGCACCUACCAGAACAAAAGGUAUUCCUCUCUAUCAGAACUUCAUUGGUAUUGCUAUGUUUGUAUCUUUGUUGGUGGGGCUCAUGGAUAAGAUGUGUAAGGGCAUAAUCAAUAUGUAAAAGGAGGAAAUAAGAAUACUGUGGUCCUUUGUGCCCAUAACACCAGUUUAGUUUGAUCUGAAAAUACACACAUAGUAGGUCCAUGAAAAUGUGAUUAAGAUCGGUCACUUUAAUGCCAUGUCAUGGAUUUAGACAGAAUGAUGUAGAAAACCAUAUAGCCUACAUGGAUGUAAAUGAAAGGGACUGCCAUUAUUAAGUCAAGGCAUCAGAUUGCAAUAUUCAUAUCCAGUGGGUAUGACCAGACUCAUUUGAGACAUAUUCAAGUGCAGCAGAUGCAUAGCUGUUAGAAAUGUAUUGCUUAUAUAAUCCUGAAUUACAUUUUAUUUGUUCCUUUAGUAAAAACUCUUUAUCAAAGCCUUGCCGAAGCCAAAGCAGGAGGUGUUUGGUGGUGUUGCAAGUUGUAGUUUAGCAAUAACUGUAAAGCAGGACCUCUAUCUCUCUGGAACUCAUGUGAUCAACUGAGGCCCUGCAUAACUAGGAACAUGUGGAUUAUUGAGGAGUUACAACUAUUUCUUCUAUUGAAGAGGGUGUAGAUUUCGAGAUUUAAAGACCCACCAACACUACUAGGUUUAAAUACCCAUAGGCCUUAAUGUACCUACAACAAAUGCCUGCUUUCUGUAUGACUCUACAGCAUGCAUUUUCCAUAGGAUCCUGUAUUAGAGAAGUGGUAUGACCGUUCUGAACAUCCCUUGAUGGCCGUUUAAGCAUCUGUGGGGUCCACUUGCUCUUAUUAGAAAGCAAUUCCAUAUGGAAAUGAUAAUUGUAAAAUUACCAAUCCAAAACCUCUUGCUUGCUAUUAGUGGUUGGUGUUUUCUAUUUGUACAGGAUAUAUUGACAUCUCAUUGAUGGUAAUGCAUGCUUCUUAAUACAGUCAGUGCCUCCUUGUGAUCCUGCACUGCCUUAGUCCAGUUAUGCAUAUGCAACUAAUCUCUGCAGCAUAGCUCUGAUGUCAAAGGAUAUGUUUGUAUCAUAAUUCAAAAAAAGUUUCUGUAAUAUGGUAUGGUUACGAAAGUGGAACUGCUAUCUGUCUUUGGCUGAAAAUAAAGCUGGUGCCAUGGAA
Molecule: messenger RNA, 4674 nt
Organism: Xenopus laevis (African clawed frog)
Lineage: Eukaryota; Metazoa; Chordata; Amphibia; Anura; Pipidae
Gene: rflna.L
Product: refilin A L homeolog
Biological process (GO): actin filament bundle organization; negative regulation of bone mineralization involved in bone maturation; skeletal system morphogenesis
Cellular component (GO): actin filament bundle; cytoskeleton
Molecular function (GO): filamin binding
Source: RefSeq, marked provisional